UGAAAUGUUUGUUGGUUGUAUUCAUACCGAAGAUUUUACUAACGCUAUUAAAAAGGAAGAAAUCAAAAUAUUACUGGCUAACUCUUUUAUAGUUAUGCAGGAUUGUAGUAGUAAAAGUUGGGAAGAAUUCGAGGAAGAUACUGGUAAUUGUCAUGAAGCCAAAAGUGAGUAUAUCAAAUCUCGUAUUG
Ambispora gerdemannii is the source of this 188-nucleotide messenger RNA. The record is from the annotation of a GenBank genome assembly. NCBI's taxonomy places the organism in Eukaryota, Fungi, Glomeromycota, Glomeromycetes, Archaeosporales, Ambisporaceae.